AUGGCUAAUAAAAAUGAAAAAAUACCAUCUGAAACAACUGUACGUAUAUCUAUACCAUAUCUAACAAAUUUAAUUGUUAGUUUACCAUUGAUUGGUAUGGUGGCAAGUUUUAUAGCAUCUGUUCUAUUUACGAAAGAACAAAUAUUUGAAUCUGAAUGUGGAUCUCGAAAUUUUAUUCCAUCAUUUUCAUCAGUAAUUGGUGUAUCACCCGGUAAAUAUAUAUGGCGUAUGGCCAUAGCCUUUCAUUGUUUUCCACGUUUUCUAAUUGCAUUACUUUAUCAUAAUCAAUUUCGAACAAGUCUAAAUAAAUUAAAAACAAAUACUGGAAUAAAAUUUCUUAUAUUAAAACAAUUAAUACAUUUAAAUACAUUUUUUGAAGUAUGUGAAGUAUUUGGUUUAAUUUUAUUAUCAUAUAUAUCAUCAAAAGAAAAUUAUAGUUUACAUGAAAAAGCAUUUAUUAUAUUUAUGUUAUCAUCAACAUUACGUAUGGUAACAUGUUUAAUAUUAUUUCGACAAUUAUUAUAUAAAUGUUGGUUAAAUAAUGAAAUGAAUGAAAAAAAUAAAAAAUUUCGUUUUCAAACAUCAUAUCAAUGGAAAAUGGGUUUAUUUUGUUUGGCAUUUAUUUUUUCACUUUUACUGGUCAUUGCAUAUAUAAGACAUACAAGUAAAUGUUCAAAUAAUAUCGGACAACCAUCAACAGCUUGGAGUUAUUUUUCUGCAUGUGAAUAUAUUAUUUGUUGUGUUAUUAUGGCUUAUCAUGCAACAGUUUGUUGGGAUUUUAAUCAUUUUGAAUUGACAAUUUAUAAUAAAACAACAACAAAAUUAAAUCAUGAUUUAAAUAAAUCGGAACAAGAUAUUGAAAAUGAACAAAAAGAUAUUUAUUUAUCUAGAUAA
Molecule: messenger RNA, 894 nt
Organism: Adineta steineri
Lineage: Eukaryota; Metazoa; Rotifera; Eurotatoria; Adinetida; Adinetidae
Source: the annotation of a GenBank genome assembly